AUGGAUAAUACUCCGAUGAAGCCCGUCACCGGUACCGAUAAGACGGCGGCAUCAGUAAGACCAUCACCAGAUGAAAUCAUGAAAUGUCCUCGAUGUGAUUCAACAAACACCAAAUUCUGUUAUUACAACAACUACAGCCUUACACAGCCACGGCACUUCUGCAAGACAUGCCGGAGAUAUUGGACGAAAGGAGGCGCUUUACGCAACGUUCCCAUCGGCGGCGGUUGUCGAAAGAACAGAAGAACUAAUAAGUCUAAGGCCUCAUCAUCAACCACAUCAUCUCACUUUGGUGGAUUGAAAUUCUUUCAGGGAAUUUCUCCAACCAUGGAAUUUCAACAACUUGGUGGUUUAAGUAGUGAAGGGAUUCUCCCUUUCUCUAGAUUUCAUUCCUCUACAACAAAUUCUGUUUAUAAUAGCAAUCUUGCUUCUUCGAUAGAGUCUUUAAGUUAUAUAAAUCAAGAUUUGCACAGGAAGUUGCAGCAACAGAGAUUAGCUAUGGUUUUUGGUGAAGAGAAGCAUAAAGAUGGUGGAGCUGGUUUCGAUAACCAGACACUGCAGGCACAGAAACAACCACUACAGUCCAUUUCCUUUCAGGAUUUGGGGAUCUCAAAACAGGAGGUUUUGACAGUUAAUAAUGGUCCCACGAACAUGAAAAGCUGUAUGAGUGGUGGUGCCACGUCAGCAAUGGAGUGGUUCUUUGAGAACUCUUAUGCUCCAACUGCCACUACCACCACCACCACCACCACCACCACCACCUCUGCAACCAACCUCAGUGGCAGCAAUGAAAAUGAUAAUACGAGCAACUGGAAUGGAAUUCAAGCUUGGACGGAUUUGCAUCAAUAUAGUGCAUUGCCCUAGA
Molecule: messenger RNA, 859 nt
Organism: Telopea speciosissima
Lineage: Eukaryota; Viridiplantae; Streptophyta; Magnoliopsida; Proteales; Proteaceae
Product: dof zinc finger protein DOF5.7-like
Exons: 1
Coding region: 1-858 (285 amino acids)
Biological process (GO): regulation of DNA-templated transcription
Molecular function (GO): DNA binding; DNA-binding transcription factor activity
Source: RefSeq, a predicted model, not a curated record